Molecule: messenger RNA, 807 nt
Organism: Brenthis ino (lesser marbled fritillary)
Lineage: Eukaryota; Metazoa; Arthropoda; Insecta; Lepidoptera; Nymphalidae
Source: the annotation of a GenBank genome assembly
AUGUCGAUUGCCUACGAAACUCGAAACUCGGAAAGUCAAAGAAAAAUUGUAGAGAUGCUUGUGAGGUGUUUUACUCGUUCAAUAUGGAAUACUUUAAAAGGACAAAAAAGAUUCCUUGCAUCAGAUCCAACAAAAGCUGUGCCAGAUAUUACUGAAAAUAUAGAACCUGUACAGGCUCAAGCUCAUGACCAGGACAUUUGCUUGUUAGUGGAUGAACAAGACAACUUUAUAGGAACUGCAACUAAACGUGAUUGUCACAAAGUUGGUCCAGAUGGUAGUGUGUUACUGCAUAGAGCAUUCAGUGUAUUCCUUUUUAAUAAAAGAGGUGAUAUGUUGAUGCAAAGGAGGUCUAGCCAAAAAGUAACUUAUCCAGAGUACUAUACAAAUGCUUGUUGCAGUCAUCCUCUAUACAUAGAUAACAAGCCUGAAGAAGUCAUUACCGCUGCAAGGCGUAGGCUAAAUCAUGAAUUAGGUAUUCCGCUUGAUCAGAUGGAUCCAGAACUAUUCACGUUCCUGACUCGCGUGCACUACCACGAUCCCGGUGACGGGGUGUGGGGCGAACAUGAGAUCGACCACAUUCUGUUCUUCCAAGCCGAUGUCAAAAUAAAGCCUAAUUGUGACGAAAUAUCGGAAUACUGCUUCGUACCAAAGAGUGAAUUUAAUGCGUUUAUUCCAACAUUAGAAGGCCCCUUAACACCAUGGUUUAAUAUGAUCCGUCGCCAUCGACUCAAGCUAUGGUGGGACAAUCUCCAUCGCCUAAAGGAAUUAGCCGAACCAGAUAAAAUACAAAAGUUUCUUAACGAAAAA